UAGUAACUUUCUGUAACCCAGCUAAUAUUUAUCUCAUUUCACUUUGCGUUACCGGUAAGGAAAGACGCAAAUCACUAUUAAACUGGCUUCGUAAUAUACGUUUAUUACUUGGCCGGAUUUCUUUAUUACGGUAGAUGCUACUGUAAGGACUUGGCACGAAACAGGACAACCCCAUCAUGCAGCAGCAGUCAGUAAUGGAAGAGGGAACGGCCUAUGAGCCACCUACUUAUGAUGAGACAUUCCCAGUUCUUCCUGAGUCAACCAGUUCAAGUUCAGGGAAAUUAAAUAUUUUCUCUAUAAAUAACAAUUUACAACUUGGACGUAUAACUAUUACUCAGAUGUUUCGUGUACCUGGUGAGGAACGAAAAUUUGAUCAUAGUGACAAAUUUGGAGAACGAGAAUCUAUACGUACAUGUAAAACAAUAAUGAAAGAAACAAAUACUAUUAUUGAAAUAGCAACAUCAAAAGAUCAAUCUUUAACAUUCCUAAUAACUGGUAAACAAAAUCAAGUGCUUGAAGCAAAACGUAGAAUUUUAACAACGUUUCAGACUCAGGCAAGUAAACAAAUUAGUAUUCCUAAGGACCAUCAUCGUUGGAUUCUUGGAAAACAGGGACAGCGUUUAAAAGAUCUAGAAAAGACAACUGCAACAAAAAUAAAUGUUCCAUCUGUACAAGAUCAAUCAGAUAUAAUAACAAUUACAGGAACUAAAGAAGGAAUAGAAAAGGCUGAACAUGAAAUUAAAGUAAUUUCAGAUGAACAAUCAAGAAAAGCAUUUGAAAGAAUAUCUGUGCCAAAAAUUUAUCAUCCAUUUAUACAUGGUGCAUACAAUGAGAAUCUCAAUGCCAUGAUGGCAGAAACUGGUGCUCGAAUUAAUAUUCCUCCUGCUCAUUCACAAGAAGAUGAAAUUACGAUUGCUGGUGAAAAAGAAGGUGUUGCAGCAGCAAAACAAAAAAUUGAAGCCAUUUAUAAAGAUAUGGAAAAGAGAUGUACAACAGUGUCAGUUGAAGUUCCAAAAUCUCAACACAAGUAUGUUAUUGGUCCACGAGGUAGCACAAUAGCAGAAAUCUUACAAGUAACUGGUGUCAGUGUAGAAAUGCCUGCAUCAGAUUCCCCAACAGGAACUAUUACUCUUCGUGGACCUCAAGAAAAACUUGGUCAAGCAUUAAAUAAAGUAUAUGAAAAAGCAAAUAGUGUUCGUACAGCUGUAGUGAAAGCACCUGUUUGGAUUCAUAAAUACAUUAUCGGUAGAAAAGGUGUUAAUAUUAAACGUAUUACACAAGAAAUGCCAAAAGUGAAUGUAGAAUUUACUGGAAAAGAAGAUAAAAUUAAAAUCGAGGGUCCUCCUGAAGAAGUGGAAAAAGCACAAAAUGAGCUUCAAUUAAUGGCUACUGAUCUUAUAUCUAAGCUUACUUUUACGGAAUUAAAUGUUGAUCCUAGAUUUUAUAAACAUAUAAUUGGAAAAAAUGGAUGUAAUGUAAAUCGUGUAAAAGAAGGGACAGGAGUUGUAAUUAAUAUUUCUGAAAAUGAUGGAAGUAAUGUGAUUCGUAUUGAAGGAAAUCUUGCUGGUGUACUCAAAGCUCAAACGGAAUUAGUAGAAAUGGUAAAAAAAUUGGAAAAUGAAAAAGAAAAAGAUGUAAUAAUAGAUCAUCGUUAUUAUCCUAGUAUUAUUGGAAAUAAGGGAGAUAAUAUCAAAGAAAUUAGAGAUAAGUUUAAUCAAGUACAGAUUACUAUUCCUGGUCCAGGUGAAAAAGGAGAUAUUGUAAAAAUUAGAGGACCUAAAGAAGAUGUAGACAAGUGCCAUAAGUAUUUAAUGAAAUUAGUAAAAGAACUAAAUGAAAAUAAUUAUGUCUUAGAGGUACCUAUUUUUAAGCAAUUUCAUAAGUUUGUCAUUGGAAAAGGUGGAGUUAAUAUUCGUAAAAUCAGAGAAGAAACACAAACUAAAAUUGAUUUACCUGCUGAAGGCGAAAAAAGCGAUGUUAUAACUAUCACGGGCAAAAAGGAAAACGUGGAGAAAGCUAAAGAAAUGAUUCAAAAAAUACAAAAUGAAUUAGCCAAUAUUAUUACUGAUGAGAUAGUAAUACCACCGAAAUUUUAUAAUUCUCUUAUUGGUACUGGUGGAAAAUUAAUUCAUUCUAUUAUGGAAGAUUGUGGUGGUGUUGCAAUUAAAUUUCCUACAGCAGAGAGUCGAAGUGAUAAGGUAACUAUUAGAGGGCCUAAAGAAGAUGUUGAAAAAGCGAAACAACAAUUGCUUGAACUAACAAAUGAAAAGCAAUUGUCCAGUUAUUCAGCUGAAGUACGUGCCAAAGUACAACAUCAUAAAUUUCUUAUUGGAAAGAAUGGUGCUAAUAUUAAAAAAAUAAGAGAAUCCACAGGAGCACGUAUUAUAUUUCCAACAGAAGAUGAUCAAGAUAAAGAAGUAAUUACAAUAAUGGGAAAAAAGGAAGCUGUUGAAAAAGCUAAAGCUGAAUUAGAAGCUACAAUUAGCGAAAUUGAUAAUAUUACUGAAGGUGAAAUUCGUAUCGAUCCGAAGCAUCAUAGACAUUUUGUAGCUCGAAGAGGAGGUGUAUUACAUCGUAUAGCAGAUGAAUGUGGAGGAGUACAAAUUUCAUUUCCACGAGCUGGUGUUGAUAGUGAUCGUGUAAUUUUGAAAGGAUCACAUGAAUGUAUAGAAGCAGCAAAACAACGGAUGCGUGAAAUUGUACAAGAAUUGGAAUCAAUGGUAACAGAAGAAUGCAUAAUACCUCAAAAACAUCAUCGUACAGUAAUGGGAGCAAAGGGACGUAAAGUGCAAAUGAUUACAUCUGAAUAUGAUGUACAAAUUAAAUUUCCUGAUCGGGAUACAUAUGAUGAACAACGUGUAGUAGAACAAAUGAAUGGUGAAAAUGGCGAAAUUUCCGAAACUGUUCCAGCUUGUGAUAUUAUUCGUAUCACAGGACAACCAGAGAAUGUUGCAGCUGCUAAACAAGCAUUGCUUGAUCUUGUACCAAUUACAAUAGAAGUAGAGGUACCAUUUGAUCUUCAUCGCUCUAUAAUAGGACAAAAAGGUCGUGAUGUGCGAGAAUUAAUGAAUACAUAUGAUGUUCAUAUCAUGUUAUCUCCAGCGGAAGAAAAACUUGAUUAUAUUAAGAUUUCUGGAACACCAUCAUGUGUUGAAAAUGCAAAACAAGCCAUUCUUGAUAAGUGUAAAGCUUUGGAAGCUGAACGACAAGAUAGAGCUUUGAAAUCAUUUGAAUUGAAGAUUGAAGUUGAUCCAGAAUAUCAUCCAAAAAUAAUUGGACGGAAAGGAGCCGUGAUUAAUAAAAUACGUAGCGAUCAUGAUGUUCAAAUUAAUUUUCCACGUAAAGGUGAUCCUGAAGAACAUAUCAUUACAAUCACUGGUUACGAAAAAAAUGCUUGUACUGCAAGAGAUGAUAUUAUGAAAAUUGUUAAUGAAUUAAAUGGCUUGACGAAAGAAGAAGUACAUAUAAAUGCUGCUGUACAUUCGCGUUUAAUUGGUUCGAAAGGUAGAAAUAUUCGCAAAAUAAUGGAAGAAUUUAAAGUGGAUAUUAAAUUUCCAAGAAAAACCGAUCCUGAUCCUAAUAUUGUAACAAUUGUUGGUACAGAAGAAAAUGUAGCUGAUGCUAAAGAUCGUUUGUUGAAUUUAGAAGAAGAAUAUAUUCAAGAUGUUUUAGAAAAUGAAUAUCGCGAAAAUUUGCGUUCACCUCAACGAGAUGAAAGAAAUUCUGGAAAUUCGGGCUUUGUAGUAAAAGGAGGACCAUGGGAACAGCAACAGCAAAGUGCUCCAAAUACUGCUAGUGUUGAAGAAUUUCCACAAUUUGCUGGAUAUUCUCACGUACCUGUGACUAAUCCUGAUGGUCCUUGGGGUGUGAAACGUUAAUAUUUAUAUAGAGUAAAAGUCAAUGAAACAUAAGAUAAACAUAAUAUAUGAACUUUCCUCUGACAAACAAUACAGAAGGGUACACACAUUAGUGCUAGGUGGUUCCCUGUUCCAUUACUGAUGUUGCUGCAUACGACCUGGCCAUUCUAUUGGACUCUGAUACUGGUUUACUACAUAACAUUUGACGAUGGUGUUUAUAUUUACAGUUCAUAUACUAAUUAUCUAUGUAUCUGUAACUGUAACGCAUGAUUUUAAGUUGAUUGCCAUGUUAGAAAUAUUCACACAUACAGUCAGACGCAAAUUGUGCGUAAUUUCAUUCACAAAAAAACAUUUGAUUUCUUCAUAACUUUUAAUUCUGCUAAUAUGCCUUUCAGGUACAGAUAUGUUGUACUUAAGACUGUGGCUUCUCUUGUAGGAACUAAUUUUUUGUGUAUAUUAUAUAUUUCCCAGAUUGUCUCUAUUCGUAUAGAUUGCGUGGCUGAAUGCGUUUGCGUUUAACCAAGCAUAUUUUGUUAAUUUAUUUAUAUUUUUUGUACAUAUAAAUUGCAUUUUUUUGUUAUGUUGGACUAAGUGGAAUUGUUUCUGAAUUACAUUAUGAUGAUAUUAGAGUCUAUACAAAUUUUUUGCAAAAUGUGAAGCUUUAAGGUCUUUCUAAGGAAAACGUUCCUAAGUAUAAUUUUCCUGCUUUUUUAUAGCUAGUAUAAUUAAUAAGAUCGCUUUAUGCUCUUGAAAUUGCAAUGUGCUAUAAAGUGAACAAAUUUGCCAAUAAAAGAUAGUUGAUCAUGUAUAUUAUUAAAUACUGGACUUAAGAAAAGCAGAAAUUAGUGAUUAUAUAAUGUAUAUUGGAGGAACAUAAUCUUUAGAAGGCCUUGCUAUUUUUGUACUGCUUUUAUGCAGUCAUUAAAGACCAGAUAUGAAAUCAUUGGCAUCAUUAAAAGAAAAGAAUCAUGGAUAUUUAUAAUGCAAGUGAUAUGUCGUAUUCUUUGAAUAGCUGAUUUUAUUUAUUCUUUCUAUUUUACUGUUUGCUGUAUGAUGUGCAAAUUUUUGCA
Messenger RNA from Apis mellifera (honey bee), 4927 nucleotides. RefSeq names its product vigilin (gene Dp1). Gene Ontology annotation, cellular component: cytoplasm; nucleus. The coding region runs from base 177 to 3878 and encodes 1233 amino acids. Gene Ontology annotation, molecular function: mRNA binding. The transcript is spliced from 23 exons. The record is from RefSeq and is a predicted model, not a curated record. Lineage: Eukaryota; Metazoa; Arthropoda; Insecta; Hymenoptera; Apidae.